Molecule: messenger RNA, 606 nt
Organism: Lathyrus oleraceus (garden pea)
Lineage: Eukaryota; Viridiplantae; Streptophyta; Magnoliopsida; Fabales; Fabaceae
Exons: 2
Coding region: 1-606 (201 amino acids)
Source: RefSeq, a predicted model, not a curated record
AUGGGACAACCGAAAAUUAGUCUGAAAGAACUGGCUAGUAUUAAGCACAAAUUUACUGAGCCAAUAGAUGAUUAUCUUAAUAGGUUCCGUUUGCUGAAGGUAGAGCGCCUGAAGGCCGAAAAAGCCAGAGCAAAUAAGAAUAAUUGGAGAGAAGGGGUGACAUACGUCGAAUUAGAUGAAGAUGAUCAAGAGAUAUAUAAUGAUCCUUUGAGUUUCAAUGAAAGAGAAAUCGACCUGGCCGAACUAAAACAAGGGCCACCCUAUUCAUGCAAGUUACUUGCACCUUCAAAUGGGAAAAAUUUGGCCGAACCGGAAAAAAGCGACAGAUUCCCUAAGAAAACAUAUACUUUAGACGUUACCAAAUGCAACGGAAUUUUUGACUUGCUAGUCAAAGAUGGCCAAAUGAUAGUGCCUCCUGGCGCUAAAAUGCCUCCAUUAGAACAACGAAAUAAAAAAGGUUUUUGCAAAUAUCACAAUUUUUUGGGCCACAAAACCUCACAGUGUUUUCUUUUCAGGGAUCUUGUGCAGAACGCGAUUAGGGAUGAGAGAUUGAAGUUUGAGGACAAAACUAAGUCCCAAAUGAAUAUAGAUUUAGACCCCAUGUAG